CGUGAUGCACAACUUGCGCUGCGCGUAUCGCGGUGAUGCCUGAGACAGCACUGCACAAUAUCACUGAUUGUCGCCCGCACUGACUGCUCUCCAACAUGGCUGCUCCCAACGGCCACGCAGACCAACUGCUGAAGCGUCCGCUGUACGUCUUCGACUUGCCGGAUGAGAUCCUGUAUACGCUGCAGCUCAAGUCCCAGCCCACCGCCGGUGCUGACCCAGACUUGACAACACCACCGCCUCCGACACCUGCCUCGCCCUCCCUCACCGCCACCGAAAACCAGGAAGGUGCCCCGUCGAAAGCCACAUCAUGCGCUCUCUGUGGCCUGAGCUUCGCCAGCCUGCUGGAACAGCGCAGCCACAUCCGUUCAGACUUGCAUGGGUACAAUAUCAAGCAGAAACAGCGGAAUAAGAAGCCAGUGAGCGAGGCCGAAUUUGAGCAGCUGGUGGGGCAACUCGAUGAGAGCAUAUCAGGCUCCGAUACAUCAGAUACCGAAGAUGACGAAGACGAUAAGCACGAGUCAACCCUCAGCGCACUGCUGAAGAGACAGGCGAAGAUCACAGAUGGCGACGCUGAUGAUGCCCCAACACUGAAACGUAAGCGGGGCUCAGGGAAGCCGCCGAUGAUAUGGUUCUCGUCGUCGAAGCUGCCUUUGAACACCUCGCUCGGAGUAUACAGAUCGAUAUUCACAUCGAAGGAACAGGAUCAGGAGGACAAACUCCUGGAUGUUAUCAAGCAAAAGCAACUUGCUCCAAAGCCUCAACCCUCACACCAAAAGAAGCAGCAGAGCAAAGAUGAGGAGGAGGAUGGAGGCGUCGCUUUGCCAGCUUCGAUGAUUCAGAGAGGAACGAGCGCCGAUGGACCUCAUUAUUUUCUUUGCAUGAUCGGGGGUGGACAUUUCGCUGCCAUGGUCGUCUCGCUCACGCCCAAGCUUACCAAGAAAGCCGGGAUUGAAGAUCGAUCAGCAACAGUCAUUGCACACAAGACCUUCCACCGCUACACGACGAGACGGAAACAAGGUGGCUCACAAUCUGCGAACGACAACGCGAAAGGGAACGCCCAUUCUGCAGGCUCUAGCAUCCGGCGAUAUAAUGAAUCUGCACUAAUUCAGGAGGUUCGAGAUCUGUUGGCCGAGUGGAAGCCGCUCAUCGAUACCUCAGAACUCUUAUUCAUCAGAGCUUCAGGGACCACGAAUCGGCGGACUUUGUUUGGUCCGUAUGAGGAACAAGUGCUGAAUUCCCGCGACGAUCGCAUUAGAGGCUUCCCGUUCAACACGCGACGCGCGACGCAAUCUGAACUCAUGCGAGCUUUCGUCGAAUUAACAAGAGUCAAAGUCAGUGAAGUCGACGAGGCUGCUCUUGCGAGGCAGGCUGAGGAAGAUCAAGCCAAAGCUACUGCGAAAGCUGAAGCUUUGGCUAACAGCAAAAAUAAUGCACCGAAAGCCGCCAAGAUCUCGAAGGAAGAUGAAGAGGCAGCGCUGCACACGCAACAACUCCAAGCACUAAUACGCCGGUCGAAAGCACCCGGACUGCUCUCAUAUAUCCAGUCCAACAAACUCAGUCCAGAUCUUCGAUUUGUUCCCGCUGAACACAACCACCACGCGCCUACGCCGCUUCAUCUAGCCGCUGCCUCCAACAGCCCAGCCUGUGUAUCCACUCUAUUGAUCAAGCUAGGCGCAGAUCCGACGACACGAAAUGAGGAUGGCAAAUCAGCAUUCGAUAUUGCAGGCGAUCGUGCAACCCGUGAUGCCUUCCGGCUCGCUCGCGCUCAGCUGGGCGAGGAUAAAUGGUCUUGGGAAGACGCAGGCGUAGCAGCGGCUCUAUCGCAAGCGGAUGCUCAAGCUCGUGCAGCUCGUGAGAAGGAAGAGAAGGCCGCAGAAGAUGCUGCAGAGAAGCAGAGAAGGCAGGCUGAGAUCGAGCGUCUACGCAAGGAGGACACGCAGAAACGCAACGAUCAACAAGAGAAGAAAUUCGGGAAAGGCCACAUGCUAGCCAAACCGCAAUUGACUGCAGAAGAACGACGAGCGGAGGAAGCAAGAGGAAUGACCGACGAGAUGCGGAUGAGACUCGAGCGUGAGAAGAGAGCCAGAGCCGCUGAAGAGCGGAUGAAGCGCUUGGCUGGAAAGUAAUCCAAAAUUCGGAUGCGUGGUCAUCCAUGUCACUCGAAUGGCAUCCCAUCCAGGACAUGACCUCUCGUGUUCGAUCGGAAUCCUGCAACGGCGUUAGCCGAUCGCCAGCGCUAGAGUAGACCUCUGACAGACCGCUCGUAGCACAGUCAAAGGCGCAAAUACGAUGGACGAAGAUCAAGAUGCGAGGCUGCCCUUAACUCAUGGUACCCCAGCGGUUUCUGUUUAUGAUCCGAAAGCUUCAUCAAUGCUUUGCCACACUUGCCCCCGCAAUGACCCUUUGGACGCCACUGCAGAAGUAGGCUCUCACGUC
Cercospora beticola is the source of this 2436-nucleotide messenger RNA. RefSeq names its product Vms1p (gene VMS1). The record is from RefSeq and is a predicted model, not a curated record. NCBI's taxonomy places the organism in Eukaryota, Fungi, Ascomycota, Dothideomycetes, Mycosphaerellales, Mycosphaerellaceae. Gene Ontology annotation, molecular function: protein binding.